Carica papaya (papaya) is the source of this 866-nucleotide messenger RNA. NCBI's taxonomy places the organism in Eukaryota, Viridiplantae, Streptophyta, Magnoliopsida, Brassicales, Caricaceae. The record is from RefSeq and is a predicted model, not a curated record.
AAUUGCAAGAUUUUAUGGAUGCAAAAACAUGUGAUGAUCUUUACAAAGUUGUUGGUGAAGAUUUCUGGUUGGCUACUCAUUGCAACAGUACGGCAUUUGAGGGGAAGAAGCUUGAAGGAACCAGAAUCACCUUAGUUGAAAGAGAGCGCGGGUUAGAAUUUGCAAUUCGAACACCUUGCAUACCUUCUAGAUGGGAAGAUUUUGAUGCAGAAAUGAAGAAUGCAUGGGAAGCUUUGUGCAAUGCUUAUUGUGGUGAAAAGUAUGGAUCUACUGAUUUUAGUGCGCUUGAAAAUGUGAGAGAUGCUAUUUUAAGGAUGGCAUAUUACUGGUACAAUUUUAUGCCAUUGUCCAGAGGCACUGCUGCUGUUGGAUUCACAGUUUUGCUUGGAUUGCUUCUUGCCGCUAAUAUGGAGUUUGCAGAAAACAUCCCCCCAGGAGUUCAGGUAGAUUGGGAAGCCAUUUUGAAUUCUGAUCCAAACACCUUUGCUGAUGCUGUUAAGAGUUGGUUGUAUCCAUCACUCAAGGUCACAACAUCUUGGAAAGAUUACCCUGACGUGUCGUCAACAUUUGCAACAACAGGAUCAGUUGUUGCUGCACUGAGCUCUUACGAUGAUUAAGCUCCUUUCAACUCUUCAAAAGAACGUGUGAGCAUAAAUUAUCUAUGCUCAUGUUGGCAACAGAAAAUGGAUCCAUUUGAGACAGUAUAUCUUGUUACAGAUACCGGCUUAUAAUGUUAUCAAAAUGUAUGUUGUCCAUCAUUGGCUGUACAGCAUUUUACCAUAAUAGAAUUUUCAAGUACUUUCUCCGUUGUAGUUAAAGUCACAAAUCAAAUAAAGUGACUGCUGCAUUGACUGUUACAGUUGGAA